GAGAUAUGAGAAGUUGAAUAGAGUGGUGUGAUAUUGUUACCCAGAAAGUAGAUUAAAAAUGUUAGUAUUAAUUCUUAACUGUACACGUAAGUUGCAGUGUGAAUUUUAUUUUCUUUGGAUUUAACUCCAAAAUUGUAUUGAGAGAAAAUGAGUCUGAGGCAGACAAGACAGGCUCUGUUUCCCUCGUAAUUUUAUUUUUGAGACAACUCACGCAAGUCUUGCAAAUUGCUGCUGCUGGCUUCCUCGUAAUCUCCAUUUUCUCUCUCUUCACUUUCCUGUUUGAUCAGUUCAGUCUGUGGUUCUGGCACACUAAACUGCGUAGGCUUCAAUGAAGAAGGCCAUUGGUCAAACUGUUAGGGAACUUAAAAGAGAAGUAAAUAAGAAAGUAUUGAAAGUUCCAGGGAUAGAACAAAAGGUUCUUGAUGCUACCAACAAUGAAGCCUGGGGUCCUCAUGGAUCACUUCUUGCAGAUAUUGCACUGGCGACCAGAAAUUAUCAUGAAUACCAAAUGAUCAUGGCAAUAAUCUGGAAGCGGAUUAAUGACACUGGCAAGAAUUGGCGGCAUGUCUACAAGGCUUUGACAGUAUUAGAAUACUUGGUGGCUCAUGGGUCAGAGCGAGUGAUAGAUGAGAUUAGAGAGCAUGCCCACCAAAUAUCGACAUUGUCCGAUUUUCAAUAUAUUGAUUCCAGUGGAAGAGACCAGGGAAACAAUGUCAGGAGGAAAUCACAGAGUCUCGUUCUCCUUGUGAAUGAUAAAGAAAGAAUCAUAGAGGUUAGACAGAAGGCUGCUGCUAACAGGGACAAGUUUCGCAACAAUGCAUCAGGUGGAAUGUAUAGACCAGGUUCAUACUCAAGCAGUGGAGCUUAUGGUGAUAGAUAUGAAGAUGAUCGUUAUGGGAACAGGGAGGAAGAUAGAAGUGGUUAUGGCUAUGGUAGGGAAAGAGAAGGGGGCUAUAGGGACAAUGAUCCGUAUAGUCGUGACGGAGAUCGUUAUGGCAGAGAUUAUGAGGAACGCUACAGCCGAGAUGGUUACAGGGAUGAUGAGUACCGUGGAAGAAGUGUUGAUGAAGACCAAUAUGGCUCAAGAAGCAGGAAUUCUGAUAGAGAUCAUGAUCAUAAUUUUGAUGAUGAUGGUCAUCGUUCAUCUCGAGGUAGCAGUGCUAAAGCUGAAGACCAUUCACUGGAAGGAAGGUUAGAGCAGAAACUUUCUGAGCAAAAUGUGGGUGCUCCCCCUAGUUAUGAAGAAGCUGUUUCUCGAAGCCCUUUACACAAUGAAAGGGAAGGAGGAGUUUCAGCGGCAUCUGCCCCAGGAGGCUCUUCUCCUGUAAGUGAUAAUCCACACCAAACCUCUGCUCCUACAGGAUCUUCUCUUGUAAGCCAUAUUCCAACAGAAGCAACUGCUGCUGCCAGUACUGCUACAUCUGGAAACCGUAAAGUUGAGGAUUUUGAUGAAUUUGAUCCUCGUGUUCCUGUAUCAGCUGCCUCAGCUACUGUUAAUAAUGUUGAAAUGGACCUGUUCGGCUCCCUAUCUGAGUCAUUCUCUUCAAAUGCAUUGGCUCUUGUACCUUCUGCGACAGAAACCACAACCUCUCAAGGCAAUGCAAACCUUGAUUCAACAGUGUCCUUUGCAUCGCCACCGUCUGCAUCCAAUAAUUUCAAUCCGGUGUUUGAAGACCCAUUUGGUGAUUCACCAUUUAAGGCCAUUCCUUCAACUGAAUCUGCUCCAUCUCAACCCCAGACUCAACAGAGUCUUGCACCAUCCCAAGCAAGUGGUCCUAAUACAGAAUCGGUCUCUAAAUUUGGGUUUGGAGACUCAUUUUCUGCUACGACUAGUGCCAGUGAAACGCAAUCUUUGUCAUCAAGCUCUCAGUUUUUGUCUAUGCCAUCACAGGAAUCUGAUAUUCUUGCAGACAUUCUUCCCCCUGCACCAUUACCUGGGACAACUUCACAACAGAACUUUUCAGCUUCUCCGGAAGCUCAAUCCUCAUCCUCCUUUCUAGCUUCAUCAGGGCAAACAGCAUCACAAUAUUUUUAUGCACAGUCUGGUCAACCUGUAGCACAGGCCUCUGGUGGCCAACAGCUACAACCCUCAUUAUCAGUUUCCAGUCCCACUAAUCAACAUGCACAGAAUCCCUUUCCAGCACAUGCUGAUCAAUCUUCACAGCCAGGUGGUCAUGUGUAUGGUGGAUUCCCUUCUCAGACUGGUUAUCUGACUCAAGGAGCUUCAGGCAUGUUCCCUCAAUCUCAAGGUGGACAUAUGAACCAGACCUAUGAACAAAGAUCUAUGGCACCUAUUCCUUUGCACACAGUUCCCCAAGCUUCAAAAGGACAACUGUCACAGAGUGCAAACUAUUUGCCUUCUCAAUCCCCCAUUGACCAAGCUUCACAAUAUAACAGUGGAAACUUCAUGGCACAACAGGGGAAUGCUUCUCCAUUUAACCAUCAACCACUUGGUCAAGGAGUACACGCUCCUCAGAAUGUCGUUUCUCAACCAUCCAAGGACAAGUUUGAGACAAAAUCGACAGUUUGGGCAGAUACACUAAGCAGGGGAUUGGUUAAUUUGAAUAUAUCUGGAUCUAAAAUAAACCCUCUAGCAGAUAUUGGAGUUGACUUUGAUGCCAUUAAUAGGAAGGAAAAGAGGAUGGAAAAGCCAACAACAACAGCAACCGCAACUGUAACCAUGGGUAAAGCCAUGGGAUCUGGUUCAGGUAUGGGACGGGCUGGCGCUGGUGCUCUCAGGCCUUCACCAAACCCAAUGAUGGGUAUGGGUAUGGGCAUGGGUCCUGGUGCUGGUAUGGGUAUGCAAGGCUACAGAGGCAUGAAUGCACCUUUGGGAAUGGGGGUGAACAUGGGUAUGGGGCAGAUGCAACCACCACCCGGGACCAACAUGCCUGGUAAUUAUAACUAUAUGACGGGAAGAGGUGGUUAUCCACAACAUCCUUAUGGCCGUGGUGGCUACCAAUGAGAUUGAGCAUUAAAACUGGAUAGCAAAUGUCCAAGUGUAUAAGUAUAACUAUAAGAUUGAGCAUUAUACCAAGAUAGCAAUGUUAAAAUGUAUGAGAUUGAGCACUAUACCUAGAUAGCAAGGUAAAGUAUUAUUACUCAAUUGUUUUGUUACCAAUUUAUGAGUUUAGAGAAACGACAAGCCAAUACUUGUGGUCUACGUCUUCCAUUUAUAUUUCUAACAAUAGAUGUAAUUCUCUGUAAAGUAACCCAUGUGAUGUAUGCUUAUUCUUGUUUUAUGUUUUAUGCUUUCCAUUCAUUUUUGGGUCA
This is a messenger RNA of Cajanus cajan (pigeon pea), 3273 nucleotides long. RefSeq names its product ENTH/VHS family protein. Gene Ontology annotation, molecular function: phospholipid binding; clathrin binding. The record is from RefSeq and is a predicted model, not a curated record. Gene Ontology annotation, cellular component: clathrin vesicle coat; plasma membrane; endosome. NCBI's taxonomy places the organism in Eukaryota, Viridiplantae, Streptophyta, Magnoliopsida, Fabales, Fabaceae. Gene Ontology annotation, biological process: endocytosis.